Molecule: messenger RNA, 2142 nt
Organism: Penicillium cosmopolitanum
Lineage: Eukaryota; Fungi; Ascomycota; Eurotiomycetes; Eurotiales; Aspergillaceae
Product: alpha,alpha-trehalase
Exons: 6
Coding region: 1-2142 (713 amino acids)
Biological process (GO): trehalose catabolic process
Cellular component (GO): cytoplasm
Molecular function (GO): alpha,alpha-trehalase activity; calcium ion binding
Source: RefSeq, a predicted model, not a curated record
AUGAGCUCAUCCGAGUCCAAUGGUCCCCGACGGGCUGGUUCCAUCGACCCAUACUCCAAUUCAGAGAUCUACUAUGGCAAUGAUGAUCCUUCUGCCAGAAACAGAGAUCGCAGACGCGCCUUUUCUACGAGCGUGAGAGACAAUGAGAGAGAUAAUAUCCACGACCUCUUAGGCACACUCCCCACCAGACGAGGUAGUCACGAUGAGGCAUCUGGAAACCCCCGCAAGUUCCUCAUCGACGUUGAUGAGACCCUUGGUGCACUGCUGAAGCAGGAGGAUACCGACAAGAACAUGCAGAUUACAAUCGAGGAUGCUGGGCCAAAGGUACUCUCGGUCGGAACAGCCGGAUCCUCGGGAUUUAGACGUGUGGAUGUGCGUGGCACAUACAUGCUCUCCAAUCUCUUGCAGGAGCUUACUAUCGCGAAAGACUACGGUCGGAAGAAUAUCAUCCUCGACGAAGCACGCCUGAGCGAGAACCCAGUCGCACGCCUCUCCCGUCUGAUCAAGAAUUCCUUCUGGAAGGCCCUCACGAGACGCAUUGAUGGAUCCAAUAUCGAAAUCGCAGGCAAAGAUCCGAAGGACUGGACCGAUGAUCCCCGCCCUCGCAUUUACAUCCCACCUGGUGCCCCCGAGCAGUUUGAAUAUUAUACCAAUAUCGCCGAGAAACACCCGGAAUUGAGAUUGGAUGUGCAACUGCUACCGGCUGAGAUCACACCAGAUUAUGUCAUGGGAUUGGUUGACAAGCCCGGACUACUUGCCCUCGCCAUGGAGAAGAAGUAUAACGAGGACACCAAACAGGAAGAACUCUACUUUGAAUCUUUGGGUCUGAUUGUUAGCGACCGUGUUGACCUUGCUAAGGGCAUGGUCGUCAACUUCUGUUUCUGCAUCAAGCAUUAUGGAAAGAUUCUAAACGCCAACCGAACCUACUACCUCACUCGCUCUCAGCCACCAUUCUUGACUGAUAUGGCUCUGCGUGUAUAUGAACGAAUUAAGAGCGAGCCCGACUCCAAGGAGUUCCUUCGAAACUCUGUUCUUGCUGCCAUUAAGGAAUAUCACACGGUAUGGGCGUGUGAGCCACGCCGCGAUCCGAUUACUGGGCUCUCGAGAUAUCGCCCCGAAGGUUGGGGUGUACCUCCAGAGACUGAACCAACCCACUUCCUUCACAUCCUGACGCCGUAUGCGGAGAAGCAUGGCAUGACCUUCGAAGAGUUUGUCAAGGCAUACAAUGAACGGACCGUUGUCGAGCCGGAACUGGAUGAAUACUUCCUCCACGACCGAGCUGUGCGCGAGUCUGGCCAUGAUACCAGCUACCGUCUCGAGCGCAUCUGCGGAAACCUCGCAACUGUCGACCUGAACUCUUUGCUGUAUAAGUAUGAGGUGGACAUUGCGCGUAUAAUCCGUGUUCACUUCAAGGAUAAGCUGUCGAUCCCACAAGAGUUCCGCACAGCUGCCACCCAAGACAUUGAAUUUGAAUCAUCCGCCGCUUGGGAUCGCCGUGCCCGCAAGCGCAAGCAAACUAUGGAUCAAUUGAUGUGGGACGCCGAUAAGGGCAUGUUCUUUGAUUACAACACAGUCACCAAGGAGCGCAAGGUAUACGAAACCGCAACUACCUUCUGGGCAAUGUGGGCCGGUCUUGCUACACCUCAGCAAGCAGCACAGAUGGUGCAAAAGGCGCUGCCUCGGCUGGAAGCUUUCGGUGGUCUGGUCUCGGGAUCGGAAGAGUCACGAGGCCCAGUCGGCCUGGAGCGACCCAAUCGGCAGUGGGACUUCCCUUACGGCUGGGCACCUCAACAGAUGCUCGCCUGGACCGGGUUCCUGCGCUAUGGGUACGAGGAAGAGGCAGAGAGAUUGGCGUAUAAGUGGCUUUACAUGAUCACCAAGGCUUUCGUUGACUUUAAUGGCGUUGUCGUCGAGAAAUAUGAUGUGACUAGGCCGAUCGACCCUCACCGAGUCGAUGCCGAGUACGGAAACCAAGGUACCAAUUUCAAGGGGGCACCACGUGAAGGGUUCGGCUGGGUCAAUGCCAGCUAUGUCUAUGGAUUGGACAUUCUUAACGCGCAUAUGAGACGUUCCUUGGGAGCUAUCACACCCUACGAUACUUAUUAUCGGGCGGUUAAUGGGCCGGGUGCGAGCGCAUUUUAG